Molecule: messenger RNA, 1229 nt
Organism: Paramormyrops kingsleyae
Lineage: Eukaryota; Metazoa; Chordata; Actinopteri; Osteoglossiformes; Mormyridae
Source: RefSeq, a predicted model, not a curated record
CGUAACAUGACCCGGAUGCCGUUUUGAUAGCCUCAGGGGGCGUUUCCAAUACGUCACGGUGUAAACAGAACUGGACGUGAACUGGGACAUUUAAACCGUUAGCUGUCAUAGGGACCAGCCGGGAUAUUGCGCUGAAGCUAUUUAUGAAACUGUCUGGCACUGCAAGCUAUGCAGUAUGUCUCCAAGUGGAACCCAAACUCACACCAUUUCAGUGAAGGAAGCUCCACCCUGAUCCUAGUCAAAGAGCAUUUUGGCAGGAACUUUGCUGAAAGCCUGCCCAUGGAAAUGAGCUUGAAGAUCUUUAGCAAACUGGACAUCAGGAGCCUGUGCAGUGCUGCAAUAACGUGCAAACUGUGGAACCGCAUUAUUGAAAAUAGCGACUAUCUGUGGAGGACACACUGUCUGACUGUGCGGGGUGUCUGUCAGAGAGAGGUGGACGGGGACAGAGGGAGUGGCCUUUCCUGGAAGGUUACUCUAGUACGAAAUUAUCGGAAGGGGUAUGUGAAGAGAGAGUGGCUGAGAGGCAGAUUUAGCAACAUUCGCUGUGUGGAGGAUCUCCCUGACCGAAGCAUGUGUGUCCUGGAUGCAGAAAGCUGGGUAACAUACAUGAAGUGUGGUGAAGUCCAAGGAGCAGAUUGUUCCAUUUGGAGGUGGGGGUUUUGAACCUACUGUAUCCAAAAUCAUCUGCUGUACAUGGAGUCACGACUCACACAGGACUAUGUCUAGAUUUAAAUCUACGAAGAGAAAGGCAGCUUGGCUUUGAUAAACCUUGAAAAAUGAAUGGAUUGUUAUUGUCUUUGAAUCUAUUGGUAUGCUUCACACAGGGGACCAAUCGGGGGGGGAUUCUCUUCAAAUGGCACCACUGUAUCCCCUGCCUCGUGAAUAUGUGACUAAAUCACCCAGACCUUAGUUACUGACUGACAAACACUGCUGAUGUGAAUGGGUAGACGUGUAGCUUGUAUAUACUGGUUAAUGGUGCAAUUUUUACGUUAAAUACAGAUUGUUUAUGGUAAGCAUUGAAUUCCAGAAAGUCUUAACUGCUGCUGAUACAAAUCAGCCUGUGUUUGUAUGACAAAUAAAACGUUUCAGGAAAAAAGUUCUUGUAACUCUGCAACUUGUGUUUCGCAAAGAAGGAAGUGUUUGCUUGUUCCUCAUUUUAUUAAGCUUCUUUUAAGACUAGAAAUAUAAAUAUGCAAAACUGUCAGAUCCUUAUACUACAAGCAUGAUGU